Molecule: messenger RNA, 348 nt
Organism: Helianthus annuus (common sunflower)
Lineage: Eukaryota; Viridiplantae; Streptophyta; Magnoliopsida; Asterales; Asteraceae
Exons: 1
Coding region: 1-348 (115 amino acids)
Source: RefSeq, a predicted model, not a curated record
AUGACUUUUGAAAGCCUUGAUCAUUCUUAUGCUUUUUAUCUUAAAUACGCAACGGCUGAAGGUUUUGCUGUCAGGAAAGGGACUGAAAAGAUAAACGCCAAGAAAGAAAAACAUAUAAAGUAUUAUAUGUGUAUGAAAUCUAGCUUAUACAAGAAUAAAAAGGUUGAUAAAUUGGACCCGAAGCAGAAGGAAAGGAGUGUGAGAUCUAAUUUUUAUAAGAGGACUGGUUAUGGAGCAAAAAUUUGUAUUGAGUUUGAGGCUGGAUUUUGGAAGUUGUAUAAGUUUGUUGAAGAGCACAAGCACGAAUUUGUUGAUCAACCAGAUAAGCAUUUCUUACCAUCUGAAUGA